CUAAGAACUACAACUAGUAAACAACUAAAAAUAACUUCCUAAUGUUAAAUAAUUAUUUCUUAACUCUAACAAUUUUAACUGCUGUUUUGACUUUGGCCCCAGCACAAAUCAUUUCCCCCGGCAGCUGUCCCCAUAAUAUACAAGUUGUAGAAGAUUUUGAUGUUAACAAAUAUCUGGGUAAAUGGUAUGAAUAUGCCAAAUAUCCUGUACAUUUUGAGACAAAUGGUAAAUGUAUAUGGGCGGAAUAUUCUCUAGAUAAUCUGGGCAGUAUUAAGGUUAAAAAUGCCUUAAUAAAUGAAAACACUAACGUUUAUUCGGAUAUAAUUGGUUCGGCUACUUUAAUUUCGAAUGCUAAAUUAUUGGUCAAAUUCCCAGUUUCACCGGUAAUUACAGUUUCCAGCAAUUACUGGAUUUUGGCUACGGAUUAUGACAACUAUGCUGUAGUAUAUUCAUGUGUUCCCAAGUCAGAUAAUUCUCAUGGCACCAUUGUUUGGAUUUUGACACGCCAACCUAUACCGGAGCCAAAUAUUGUAGAAAAUGCUAUGGAUGUUUUGAAGAAGAACAACAUUUCAUUGCAGGAAUUGAAAAUCACCAAUCAAAUUUCUUGUCAUAAGGAAAAUGCUUAAAUAUACUUCAGUUUAAUAUCAGCUUCUUAAGUAAUUACCGGUUAUUUGAAAAAAAAAAUUAACAAUAAAGAAUUUUUUAAUUACCG
Molecule: messenger RNA, 712 nt
Organism: Lucilia sericata (common green bottle fly)
Lineage: Eukaryota; Metazoa; Arthropoda; Insecta; Diptera; Calliphoridae
Product: apolipoprotein D-like
Exons: 4
Coding region: 42-626 (194 amino acids)
Molecular function (GO): pigment binding
Source: RefSeq, a predicted model, not a curated record